UUCAAGAUGGCGGCUCACAGAGCUAAAGACUGGAAAGGAAAUAUUUUGAUUCAACUGCAAGGGCGAAAUAAGAAACAAACCCAUGCAUAUGUAGGCCUGAUUCAAGCACAUAACAAGCUGGUAGAGAUCGCGUCUUCACUCAAGUCCCGCAAUGUUCAGCUACAAGUUGAGGCAGAAAAAUUAAAGGAAGAAAACCUUAAUCUCCAGGUGAAGGUUGAAACUGGAGGUGGCAGCGGUGGGGGUGGAGAGAAGACAGCUCAUCUGGAACAGAAACUGUACAAGUUGCAGGAGGAACUCACAGAACUACACCGGAAGAGAGGGGAGAAUGCGCAGCAGAUUAUUGACCUCAAGAAUGUUUUACAAGAAAAAGAAAAGGAAUCACAACUAAAAGAUGCAAAAUUGUCCGACUCUGAAGCUAACAUUCUGGCCCUGAAGAGUGCACAGCGGCAGCUGGAGAACACCAUCAUUGAGUUGGAGGCCACCAACCAGAUGCUGAAGGAUGAGCACCAGGCCCUUCAGUUGGCGUUCACAGCGCUGGAGGAGAAGUACCGUAUAAUGGAAGAGAACUGUGAGCUGGUGCAGCGAUGGAUGGAUCUCAAGGCCAAGGACGCAGACAAACUCAACGAGGAGAAUGACGACUUCCUCAAGAAACGACAAGCACAGUUGCGGAAAGAUCUUGCCGAUGCUGCAAAGGAACCUGUUUCAAUAACAGAAACCGGGAAGCUCCUGCUUCCAGGGAUCACCCCCAUCUGUCUCAGUGCCUCCAUACCAAGCAAAGCACAGUGUGUGUUUGAUGCUCAUGAAGGGGAGGUAAAUGCUGUGCAGUGGAGCGGCACUGGGAGACUGUUUGCAACUGGUAGUGCCGAUAGGAAAAUUAAACUCUGGGAAAUUAUUAAUGGCAAAUGUGAACAGAAGGGCAUCCUGACGGGUAGCAACGCUGGCAUCAUGGCGAUAGAGUUCGACAUUGAAGACAGCUUAAUUCUUGGUGCUUCUAAUGACUUUGCAAGUCGAGUGUGGUCUGUGGCAGAUCAGCGAUUACGGCACACACUGACGGGUCACAGUGGCAAGGUGCUGGCAGCCAAGUUCCUGGGGGACACCAACAAGGUUGUAUCGGGCAGCCAUGACAGGACGCUCAAAGUAUGGGACCUUCACAGCAAGGCAUGUAUAAAGACAAUAUUUGCUGGGUCAAGUUGCAAUGACUUGGUGACGCUUCAUGGCAACAAUAUCAUCAGUGGUCACUUCGACAAGCGUGUCCGGUUCUGGGACACACGGUCUGAUUCAAGUGCUAAUGAAAUCAUGCUGCAGGGAAGACUGACAUCACUAGAUCUCGCGCCAAACCGAUGCAGUUUGCUGUGCUGCACUCGAGACGAUUCCGUGAAGAUUAUUGACCUCAGGAUGAACCAGGUGUCAGCACGUUUUGGUAGGCAUGCAGAUGGGUUUAAGGUUGGCUGUGAUUGGUCCAGGGCUGUGUUCAGCCCCGAUGGCAGUUUUGCCGCUGCUGGGUCUAGUGACGGAGGGUUGUAUAUCUGGGACGUCGGCAAGAACAAGGUGGAGAAACUUCUCAAAGAACAUAGUCAUGCAAUAAUGGCCUGUGCGUGGAAUCCGAUUGGCUCUUCCCUGGUCAGCUGUGAGCGGUCAAGGAAAGUCAUCUACUGGGCCCGAUUUCUGAACAGCAACACGUAACUAACAAGAGGGAAUGAAAUCCAAUGUGACAGUUAUAAUCACAUGCAGCUUGUGUCUUCUGACAAUCAGUAUACAGGACGUGCAAAGAUCUCUUCGCCAAGAAAUUGGCUUCUUGACGCUGAAAAUUUUCCAGACAAUAUUCUAAGAAAAUUAUCAACCUUUCUUGAACUAUUGAAUUUCUGACUUCCUUUUCCUUUAGCAGGUGCAGUGUCCACCAGAGCUUGUGUUUAAAUAGGCUCCUUUACCUUCUAAAAUGAUAGCCGCUUUGUUCUCUCCAUUAAUGUCGAGAGUGAUGCUGCUUGCGGGACGUAUGUGACUAUAUCAGUGUAUUAGAUAAUUCUUGCCCCCCUACCUGUCACACACAUUUGUAGGACUUUUUUCAGGCUAAAUGUCCCAUGCUCCUGUAUAUAUAAGUUACAUGGAGCCAUGUUUGGUCAUAUUCCUGGAUGGUAGGAGAUGACAAGGGCAGAUAACUCUGCCCACAUGAGUGGCAUGGAGAUGUGAUUUAUGCAUGUUUGACUGGUUACCAUGGCAAUGCUUGAUUUAUAUUGUGUGUACCACUAUCAACAGAAAAAAGUCGAAGAAGCUUUAAAGAAGAAAUACCUAUCUAACAUCAUACAUUCUUGCCUUUGAUUCAACUUAAAUGAGGCCUGAACAUGUUGAAGUGGGGAAUGAAUGGCUGAGCUGUGUUCAGAUGAAAUGGGGUUCAACGUUCAAGAUUAUUGCACAUCCAUAUAUGCACAUGUGUGUGUGUGGUGUGUGUGUUGGGUGUCUGUGUGUUUGAGUCGGAGUGGCUGCUUGUACCAGCUCAACUAAUACCAGUUUUAUGUCCCAAACGCACUGAGAUACCAUGCCACAGUUUAUGAUGGAUACUUCACUCAGUCAUGUUAUACUCUGAGGCAAACAGUCCUGAUUUUAUUCCCUGAAUUCUAAGCGGCAAGUACCAACAUAAACUAUCUGUUAUCAUGAACCCCUGACCUGGUGUUCUCCCUGCAGACACUGUAUUAUUAGUAUUACCUGGUAAUAUGUGAACUUAGUCAAUGCUUGUAUACACCAGCGUGUUGUUAUUAUGGAUCUGUUACACUGCACACCAAUUAUCUUUCACCAAUUACUAUUCCACAUUGGUGUGUCACAUGAUCACAAGAGACAGGUUAAUGUGUGUGUCACAUGAUCACAAGA
This is a messenger RNA of Haliotis rubra (blacklip abalone), 2862 nucleotides long. Its product is annotated as autophagy-related protein 16-1-like. NCBI's taxonomy places the organism in Eukaryota, Metazoa, Mollusca, Gastropoda, Lepetellida, Haliotidae. Gene Ontology annotation, cellular component: autophagosome membrane. Gene Ontology annotation, molecular function: protein binding. The record is from RefSeq and is a predicted model, not a curated record. Gene Ontology annotation, biological process: autophagosome assembly.